This is a messenger RNA of Prinia subflava (tawny-flanked prinia), 5942 nucleotides long. RefSeq names its product coiled-coil domain containing 13 (gene CCDC13). The transcript is spliced from 15 exons. Lineage: Eukaryota; Metazoa; Chordata; Aves; Passeriformes; Cisticolidae. The record is from RefSeq and is a predicted model, not a curated record. Gene Ontology annotation, cellular component: centriolar satellite. Bases 265 to 2199 code for a protein of 644 amino acids. Gene Ontology annotation, biological process: cytoplasmic microtubule organization; non-motile cilium assembly.
CUAACAAUUGUUCACUUAUGGAUUUGUGGCGGGGGAAUCCCAUCCCAUUGCAGCGGGAUGACCUAAGCUUAAUAAAAAUCAGCGGAGGAGGAAAGGCAAUUCCCACCCGCUGCUCUCCUUGAUUCCCAGCUGGUAUCACCCUGCUGCCCUUGGCCGCUCCCUCACGGAUGGAGAUGGGGAGGGGCGCCGGUGCCUUUUCCCGUUCCUACCCCCGCGGAGGAGCGGGGGGAAGGAGCCGCUGCCUCGGCGCCGGGCUCGUUAACAAUGGAGCCAGACAUAAAAGCGAAUGAAGAUGUCAAAAGCCAGUUUAAGGCUUUUCAGGAGCAACAGCAAAGGCGGCUGCAAAAUUUGAUGGAGAGGAAGAAGGAGAGGCAGAACAGGCACAAGAACACUGGCAGCACAAUGGAGACUAUCAGAGCUCUGAGUGAUCUAAACCUGUUUAAAAAGGAACUUCCUGUGAAGGAAGAUACCAGCAAAAGUUUGCUGGAGGCUGAGAAUGAGCAGCUGCAGGAUCAGCUCCGAGAGGUUCGGGAUGAGAACUGCAGGCUCUACAAACUGGUGUCAGAGAAAGAUUUUGAAAUCCUACAGCUCCAGAAAAGAGUGCAGGAGGAGAGGUUGGCUCUCUCAGGGUUGUCUGGUUUAGGUGGAGACGUGGCAGCCACUAAAAUCGUUGAGCUGGCCAAAAAGAACCGUGAGGUGACUGCUGAGUUUGAGAGUGAGAGAGCCAGAGUGAAGCAGCUGAAUCACAAAGUCAAAGAGCUGGAGAGAGAACUACAGACAGCCACAGAAAAAAUCCAUUCCCUUGGUGGCAAUGCUGCAGGAAUGAAGGAAUCAACUCUGAAAAUGCUGGAAGGAAACUUGGCUGAAAGUCCAGAGGUGAAAGCACUGCAAGAAAAAUUGAGCGCAGCCAACGCCAAAGUGACGGACUAUCGGAACCAGCUCCAGAAUGUGAGACAGGAGCUGAGGCUGACCCAAAAGGUUUUAGCCAAAGAAGUUGGGGAAGAUGUGAAUAUCCAAAAUCUCUUGACCAGUUCUGGCAGCUGGCGUGGACGAGCUCAGCAAAUUCUUCUUCUCCAAACCAGGGUUCAAGAGCUGGAGCAUAAACUGAGUCAAAACAAGAUCAGAACUUCACUGCUUGAGAUGGGUGAGGGAUUUCUGGAUUUUCCUGAUCCUAGGAAGUUGUCAGUCCAAGAGAAGAACUUGCUGAAGAUUCGCACCUUGGAAAAAGAAAAGAAAGAAUCUUUGGAGAAACUCACGGGGCAACACAACACUCUCCAAAAAAACCAUGAGGAAUUGAAAAAGAAAUUUGAUGCCUCAAAAGCCAGGAACCAAAUUCUGUGUGAAGAAGUGAAGAUGCUGAAGAGACAGAUUGGAACCUUGCUGGAGAAAGGGAAACACGAUGAUGAGCUCAUAAAUGUCUUGCUGAGCCAGCAGAAGCAAAUGCAGGAGAUCUUAAAGAGCCUGAGCAUGAAGGAGAAUGAGAAGAUGGGGCAGUGCUUGAACGUUGAGACUCAGGAGCAAAAUGACCUGAUAGUCCAUCUCAGGGAGUUGGGGGCUGAGCAAGAAGCAAAGGUUAAAAUGCCAGAGAAGGAGAUUGGGCAACUCACAUGUCAGCAGAAGAGAUCUGCCCAUCCAUGUGACAAGUCAGGAGCUGCUCACCCAGCACCCUCUGAGCCCUCAGGAGCUGGAAGGACAGAACCUGCCCGCACAGUGUCCACCAUGGGCCACACGCUGGUGGAGUCAGCAGCCACGGAGCCUUUCUUCCUCAGGGAUAGCAGCCCCUCUGGAAGGGUGGAGGAAAGCAGCCACGAAGUCUUGGAAGCCGAGAAGACCCUUCAGGGAGAGCAGAGUGACAUCUUGGAGCAGCAGCUUGAAAAGCUGCAGGUGGAUCCAGGGAUCAGCACAAGGGCACAGAGCCCUGCCCUGAGCAGCACAAAAGCCCAGCCAAGGCCCAGCCUGAGUGUGAGUGACAGCCAGGAGCUCCCUGCAGCCCCAUCCGAGCUGCCCCUGGGCUCUCAGGUGGAGGAGCUGAUCCUCAGCCUCGGGAUCCAGCUGAAUGAGAACCAAGGUUUGAAGGCUCUCCUGGAGUCGACUCUGAGAGACAGAGGAGAAGAUUUAAAGCAGUAUCAAAUCAUAGUGGAGCAGCUGAAGGAUAUUUUUUUACAGGCCAUUCAGCAGCACACACAAGGGAAGGGUUAAGCCAGAUACUCCCAUUCCUUUGAGCUGCAGAGAAGAGAGCGAGCCCAGGCACCAGUGUCAUUUUGCAGCCUCAGAUCGUGUCACUUCUUUAGCAUUUGCAGCAGAGGAUGAGAAGCAGAGAUGAAAUACAGCAAGUGAAGGUUUUAUGUGUCAGCAGUUUGUCUGUGAGGGUUGGCAAGCAGGGCUGGUUGGUGCAGCUUGGGGAGCUGCAGUUCUGCAGGGGAUUUUGGGCAAAACCUCCCAGGGUUCAGCACAGUGUUCCCUGGGAGGGCUCCAUACUCAAUCUGCUGCUGCCUUUAUCAGUUCAGGAAGGAAUUUGCUGUACAAAAGUUUGGCCAACCCCCUUCCUUAGAACAAAACAAGCUCUGUUUUUAUCCCCACACUGCUACCUGCCUGUCUCAGCUUUCUGCAGCAUUUUCAGUGCUGAGGCACAGGAUUAGGCUGACCUGGAACUAUCUGCAAAUCAACUUUGGGUGGGCUCCUCUCACCAUUCCAGCCUCUUUCUUUGCUUGAGCACACUGGCAGCAGUUUUCUGAAACUCCAGUGAGUUUCCACUGAAAAGCUGUGCAGAUUACCCCUGCACUGAGUCACCUACCUUAAAUUCAUCUCAUCCCAUGCACAACUUGUCAUCCAGGUUAUGAAUUCCCUGUUUCUGCUUCUCUGCAUUCAUCCAUGAGGCAGAUCUUGUUCUCUCUGGGAAGAAAUGCUACAGAAAUGCAGGCAGGGCUUCACUGCAGCAGUGCUGGGACUUCUGGAGCUACUGCAAACCCUGCCAGCCCUGUCCUUCUCUGCUGCAGCACAGUGAGGACACAGAGUGCAAGCUAAUCAGGCAUUGCCAUGCAGCCUGCCAGUGCAGAGCAGCCUUGGGGAUUCCAGGCAAAUGGAGAGGCAGGCAGUUUUGUACAGUGCUGCUUUGUUUCUCACUUGAAAGUCUUGAAAGCUUUUCUUUUUCUCCUUUGCUUUGUCAUUCUCUUUUUAUGAGCCUGAAGUUUGUCAGGCUUUAACCCCAGCCAGCACCAGCAGUGCCAAGUGGGCAUGAAAACCACUGCUCCCUUCCCUAGCACAGGGAUUUUAUCCUGUGCAGAGCAGAAAAAAAGCAGAGCAGGAGUCACUCCAGAUGUGUUGUCUCUGUCUAUUUUCCUGCUUCGGUUCAGAAAUGUCUCUCUUCAAGAAAUGUCUCUUUUCAAACAGUUCCUGGGGUCCCUGAUGGAGGAAGUCAGGGAGAAGAGGAUAAGCUCAGCACCUGGGAGUUAACAGGGAAUUAACCCUCCCUGUGCUCACAAGGCUCCCCCAGCACUGCCCUAGAGCUCAGCCAAGCUCUCAGGGGCCUCUCUCACAAAAAGCAGGACCCUUCAUUGCAAUAUUUUUCCUGACAGUAGGAUCAGAGGAAAAAGCACCUUGCAACCCUCAAUCAUCUCUGGACAACCUGAGGAAUAAAUCCUGGACUUUGGUUUCUGUUCAGCUCCAUCCUGGUGUCUCUGUAGAGGGGAGGGAUCCUCUGUUAGGGAUUUUAAGGACCUGCAGGAGUGAGGAGAUCCCUUGGAAAAGCUGCCUGAGCAGGAGCAGAGCUGUGGGGACUGUGCUGUGCAGUGGCUGCUAAAUUCAGGCUCUAACUUGGAGCUGCAGGUUCUGAUUUCACUUACACAGGAGUGUGAAUCAGUGAUAUUUUCCCGGGAGCAGAGCAGAGGCAUCUGCUGCCCUUCCUUGUGCCCUGUCCCAGGGAAGCUGUGAAGAUCAAACCUCUCUCCAGGAAAAGGGUCCUGAAGCACAGGGAAGAAACUGGGAUGUCACAGAACACACGUGGCUCUCCUGCAAGCCUCUUCUCAAGUGCUGCAACACUCAUUUCUUUAACCUUGUGCUUGUUUGGGGCUGCACAGAAGCAUUUCCUCCUUUUUUUCUGCACCACCGGAUGCCUUAUCAAGGAAAGAAUCCAACCACUAUAAGCCAGUUUAUUGAGGCAGCCUGUACCUGUAAGCAGCUGCUGCUCAUGGAAAUGUGCAAUCUGUCUCCUGUCACAGAGGGUGGGGGCAGAAUGCCCAGAGCUUCUCACUAUUUUGAAUUACACUCCCCCUGCACUUCCCCAGAGCGACCUGGCUCGAAUUCUCCCCUUGCUGGCUCUUGCUGGUUCCCAAUUUUCAAGGGGUGAGACCAAUUUCCUUGCAGCAUUUUGCUAAAUGUAAGAAACCCUGGCAGACCUUGGGAGCAGCAGCCCCCUGUACCCCAACCCAUCACUCAGAGAACAAAACCAAUGGCAAUAUUUUUCUCUCAGCCUGAAAAAUCCCCACACUGGAGAGCCUCAGCCCCAGGAUCUCUCCAGCACACUUGUGCUGCUUGUGCUGCAGCAUUUCUUUAAGGGAUACAGCUGAUAUGAAAUCACCACGACCCCCUGCUUCCCUUGGAAUUUUCAGUGUUUUUUUCCCCCUCCUGGAUAAACAUCAGCCUGUUAAAAUCCUGUAUUUCUAUUCCAAUUUAAUUUCUCCAGCUCCACUUUGCAGCCAGCCAUCGUUUUGCCUCUCUCAGAUAAAAGCACUGUGAGUCCCCAGUGUUUCCUCACUGGGACAACCCUCAUCCAGCAAGAAGUUGUGUCCCAGGCAGCUUUUUGAUAAGCUCUGAGUUUUUUCAGUCUCUCACUGCAGCUGAUGGUGGUGACAGCCAAAGGUGACAUCGCUGGCAUGGGCUGGUGGCUACAGUUAAGGUUAAUUUUGCUGCCAGUAUUUAGUUAUGGGCACUCCUUGUUAGGAUUUAGCCGGUUCUUACCUCCAAAUAUGAGUUCUCCAAACACUUGGGCUGAGCCAAAAUUUAUCUCCUGCCCUGGAGCUGGGCUGAGCUCUUCCAUGGAGCAGCCAUAAAGUGCCUGAUGGAUGCAUCCCAUUUUACAGUACAGCUGAACUGCUGGGAAUAAAUGAUCUUUGAUGAAUUGUCCUCCUUUCCUUUGGGCCUGUUGCCAGGAGUUUACCUGCAAAGAGCUUUCCAAAGGGGCUGUAAUGUGAAUUGAGUUGCAUUAGGGUGGUUAAACGGAGACACUGCUGGCACAGGAGAGCUCUCCCUACCCUGGGAUCUGCUUGGACAAGGGGCACAGGAUCAGCUGGGGGGUCAGAGCCCAUCCCAUGGGAAUUCUGAGCUGUGGAUUGGGGCUGUGGGUGGCUCCUGCCCUCCCUGAGUCUCUAAAGCAGGAGGAGAUGGAUUUCAGUCCUUUACAUGGGGAGGAAGCUGGUGGGAAGGGGGAACUGAGUUGGAAACUGCUUUGCUGACCCCCCUGCAGCCCCAGCCAUCAGCUGCCACUGCCCUGCAAGGCACAGUGCAGGACAAAAGGGAAGAGGUUCAGCUUUAAAUGGAAAAACACUCUGGCAGAGCCCCUGUGCUCUAAAUUAAGCCACGGCAGAGCCAAGAGGGGUAUUGGGUUUCUCAUUUCUCCCUUCAUCCUCUCCCCUCCGGGCCCAGCUCCUGAGCUGGCUGCUCCCAUGGCACAGGGUGAGCCUCACUCCACAAAUGCCACCUAAAUCCCUGGGAGUGUCCACUUACAGCUCCAAAACCAUCCCAGGCAGGGGCUGAAUCCUGGGCUCAGAGCAGCUCAGUGGUCAGGGAGAAGAGGGAUCUGUGGGAUGCAGUGUGGCAGCAAGGAAUAGAGGGGUUAUUCCAGCCUGCCACCAACAAAAUUGGGGCAUUUUUGGGGAAUGGGAGGAGAUUGUGAGGAGAGGAGCUGGAGGCAGUGGGGUUUGACCCGAUCUGGGUAAGGGGAGGUG